AGAGUACAUUAUAUACACUGCCCGCAUAUUUACCUAUAUGUACUAUAUAAUUUAUAUUUACUGGUCUUUCGGUUUAUACAAAGGUACUCUUUGUAGUGUGUACUAGUGGACAGUUACUAAUUACUAUACUCUUUGGUACUAGUCAUAUAUAUAAUGUACUCUGUGCUAGUCAUUCUGUGUGCUUCAUAGAGAACACUGUUAUUUCGUGCUUCCAGUUACAACUUGGUUCGAUGAAACAUAAAAUUUUGCCAAGUAAUAUUGGCAUUGCAUUGUGAAAACUUGAACACACAAAAUCAGCUACGUAGUUUUAAGCUUAAUAAAAAAAUAAGAAUGAAGUGGCUUCUGUUUGGGGCAGCAAUAUGCCUUCUUUGCUUUCACGGCGAAUCCAAAACUUGGUCUACAGAAGAACGCAGGCCACGAAGACAGAACUCUCUAGAACAAACUAAUGAAAUACCAACGCGAAGGGCGAUAUAUCACAAGAGCUCUGCUGACCCUCCUGAUCACAACAAACUGAUUGAGAUGGCGAGAUAUGUAAUGCACAACUGCGAUUGGGCAUCGAUAGCUACUAUAUCAAUUCUACCGGCGAUUGAAGGUUUCCCGUUCUCAAACGUUAAGUCCAUCGUCGAUGGCUCUCUAGCCAACUCUACCGGGGUGCCUUAUUUCUACAUGUCCCCUUUGGACUUUACUGCACGCGAUUUGUCGAAAAACACGCGCGCCACAGUUCUCGUGUCCUUGGAAGAAACAAAUUAUUGCGAAAAACAUAACUUGGACCCUGAAGAUCCGCGAUGCACAAGAUUAAUGCUUUCAGGGAAAAUGAAGAAGGUCAAAGAAGGCACCCCGGAGUACACUUUCGCUAAGGCCGCAUUGUUUGAAAGGCACCCGGCUAUGGCGAAUUUCCCUCCAGAUCACGACUGGUUCGUAGCAAAAAUGAAGAUCGCUCAGAUCGCUAUGAUCGAUUGGUUCGGCGGCGCAAAAUACAUUUCGGUUAAAGAAUAUCUCGCUUACAAUUACACCGGCAAUGAAAUGUUACACUAUUACAACCGCUUACACCAAUAACGCCAAAUAUUUAGUAGAACUCGUGAACAAUAACAUGAGACUUGCGUGGAAUGCGACGCCACGUGCUCCUGUGUUUGUACAGCGAGCGACGUUUGUUAGUCUCGUUAGAUUACCUCACGACAUAAUAUAUGCAUUGUAAUUUUUUUGUACACUGUACAAGCACAUCUCUUUGACGUCAUUGGACUCAGGCUCAGGUCUCAUGUUAUUAUGCACGAGUAGUACUGCAGUGAAUGGUUGAUAUUUGAGAAAGUUAUAAACUUGUCACCUUCAAAUAUUAUCCAUUAAAUUUUAUUAAUUUACCAAAGUGAUCUGUGGUGUGUAGAGUCUUAAAAACUUAAAUGAAUAGAUCAAAGCGUAUUGUGAUAGUCUUUAUUUUUUAUAGACAUGUUAUGUACAUAGUUACAGUGUAUUUAACUAAAUAAAUAUGUUUUAUAUUCCAAAGU
Molecule: messenger RNA, 1499 nt
Organism: Parnassius mnemosyne (clouded apollo)
Lineage: Eukaryota; Metazoa; Arthropoda; Insecta; Lepidoptera; Papilionidae
Source: the annotation of a GenBank genome assembly